This is a messenger RNA of Pocillopora damicornis (cauliflower coral), 519 nucleotides long. RefSeq lists its product as uncharacterized. The record is from RefSeq and is a predicted model, not a curated record. NCBI's taxonomy places the organism in Eukaryota, Metazoa, Cnidaria, Anthozoa, Scleractinia, Pocilloporidae.
AUGAGGAUAGUCUAUGAUGCAUCCACCAAGUUUACUGGUCCAGCAUUGAACAACUGCCUUCAUGCAGGUCCAUUAUUGCUUUCUGAAGUGCCCAAUGUUCUCGCGCGUUUCAGGUACCACCUAGUUGUUUUGGUGGCAGGCAUUGAAAAAGCCCUCCUAAUGGUCCAGAUCAAAGAAGCUGACCGAAAUGUUUUCCACUUUGUUCGGGUAGAUGAUACUGAUAGUGGAAAUCCAAACAUUGUUGUGAAAUGUUUCGAUGGAGUUGUAUUUGGUGUUGCAAGUUCUCCUUUUCUGCUGAAUGCAACUAUCAGACAUCACAUGACCAAGUAUGAAGCUAAUGAUCCCCAGUUCAUGAACAAUUUUCUGACCUCUCUCUAUGUGGAUGACUUAAAUGGGGGGAAAGACAGUGUCUCUGAAGCAUUUGGGCUCUACAAAAAAAGAAAGAUCAAGAAUCACAGAAGCUGGAUUCAAUUUAAGUUAGUGGAUUUCAAGUUCCUAGAGGCUCAUGGAAUGGAUUGA